AUGACUGGACACAAACGAGAGGCAAUAAUCGGUGACGUCAAAAUUCACAUCGCUGAACAUUAUUCACUCUAUGAAGACACUAUCAACUGGGACUCUACAGAGUUGUCCGACAACAAUCUCAACGAAUUAACUGAUAACCUGUUUCGAGGAAUGAAGAAUCUAACAAGGCUGUGGUUGCGUAACAACAAACUGAAGAAGCUAACCCCAGAACUGUUCACAGAUUUAAUCAGUUUGGAUGACCUGGAUCUGUCAAACAACGAAAUUAAAUAUCUGCCCCUAGGACUUUUCAAAGGUCUAAAGAAGCUUAAACAGCUGAUUUUGUCAGGCAAUCAACUCGAGGAACUACCCGGAAAUAUUUUUGCCAACCUCUCCAAGCUGUUAAAUAUAAAACUGGACAAGAACAAGCUUAAGAGCCUCCCCAGGGAUUUGCUUCGUACUCUGGUCAACUUAAACGGGCUGUAUCUUUCUGAAAAUAACCUCGAGAAUUUACCCAAAGGGAUUUUCAACGGCAUGAGAAAUCUUCAGGUUCUCACUAUUUCUGAUAACAAGAUUCCCGGUGUCACCAACGAAAACUUUAAGGACCUUCCAAAUUUGGUUAUUUUGUGA
Molecule: messenger RNA, 606 nt
Organism: Pocillopora verrucosa
Lineage: Eukaryota; Metazoa; Cnidaria; Anthozoa; Scleractinia; Pocilloporidae
Source: RefSeq, a predicted model, not a curated record